UCUUGGUUUUGUUUCAGUAUGCUCGAAGAAAACAACGCGUAACAAUGCAGUUUUACACGUGUUUAAGAUGUAUUGAAAUAAUCUGAUUACCUUAGAAUAUCAGAUAAAUUCUUCAUCUUCUUAAAACACACACAAUUUGUAUAAUACGGUUUUCAACUACUACAGAGAAACAGUGUCAUCUUAUUACUGAGUCUGGCGGAGGUUACCAAGCUCAGACCAAUUUUAUGUAUGCCCUGUUCAUUUUGGAAGGUAAUUUGGUUAAGUGUUAAGCAAUGAACAUGGGUCAAAAAGUAUCAGGUGGCAUUAAGACGGUGACAUCUCGAGAACCAAGUCACUGCAAGGGAAUCAACAGAGAAAUCGCCUACAAUCCAGACUACCAAAAACCUGCCCGGUUAGACAUGCUUUUAGAUAUGCCUGCUGCGCCAAAAGAACAACAAUCAGAUUAUGGCUGGAAUGCUGAUGACAGAUCUUUAAACAUAUUUGUGAAAGACGAUGACAAAAUGACGUUCCAUAGACACCCUGUGGCUCAAAGCACUGACUGUAUAAGAGGGAAGGUUGGCUACACACGUGGAUUACAUGUGUGGGAAAUAAGUUGGAGUGCACGACAGCGUGGAACUCAUGCUGUUGUGGGUGUAGCGACAGUAGACGCUCCUUUACACUGUGUGGGUUAUCAAAGUCUAGUCGGAAGUAAUAGUGAUUCAUGGGGUUGGGAUUUAGGUCGAAACAAACUAUAUCAUGAUGUAAAAAACUUCCCGGGUGUUACAUACCCGACAUUAUUGAACUCAGAUGAAAACUUUGUUGUUCCAGAUAGUUUCUUAACAGUUCUAGAUAUGGAUGAAGGAACUCUGAGUUUUGUCGUAGAUGGCCAAUAUCUCGGUGUGGCGUUCCGUGGUCUGAAAGGCAAGAAGCUUUACCCGAUUGUGAGCGCUGUGUGGGGACAUUGUGAGAUCACCAUGAGAUACAUUGGAGGUCUUGAUCCCGAGCCACUGCCACUUACAGACAUCUGUCGCAGAACUAUACGUCAACACCUUGGGAAGAAUCGUCUACAAGAAAUACACCGGCUACCCCUCCCCACUUCGGUCAAGAAUUACCUGCUAUAUCAGUCCUAGUGUUGCGCCACUCUCAGAUUAAUUAAUGUGUGUAUGUGUACAGUCAUGAACCGUGUCAUCUCAUUGUUAUAUCACAGAAGUAUUUGUGUGUGCUUCUUUAGAGAGCUUUUAACUAGAGAUUCAUGUGAAUAUGCUAAAUAAUGCUUGUCACUGAUGUUAAUGAUUAGGAAAUAUAAAAUAUUUUUUUACCAAGGAAUCUAAAUAUCUAUGAAGUUAUUCCAGAACUUCUUAAAAAUUAUCAGGGGUUCAGGGUUAAUUCCCAAACUAUAUUUUAGCGUUGACAAUUCAAAACUGUUGGAACCCCAGCAAUAUUGAAUAUUUUUUAAAUUUCCAUUCAAGACAGAUUUGCACAAGGUUAUUAUUGUCUGGCAAGACUGCAUGGUAAAAUGGCAUAAAAACAUUGAUCAUACAACUUAAUGCAGACUAUUGAUGCUGUUGUUGUAACUUGAUAAUUUAAUUUCUUAUUUGUAUUGAUAAAAAGAUACAAUAUUCACAACAUCAUGGUACACCUUAUUAAGCCAGUACUAAAUAUAGAAACAAAUUUCUUUGAUGUAACUUAAAAAUUCCUAUAUACUUCAGUUUAUAGUAUAUUGAGCUUGUCCAUUCAAGGUUUUAACUUUUUUCAACAUCAUUUGAUGAAAAUAAUUAAUCUAAAUGAAAAUUUGUCUGUUAAAUUUACAACCAUACUUGAGUUGGUGGUGUGAAAAGAAUGAGGUUCUGAUGAAAUUUGUUUUUAGUCUUAAAAAGAGAAAUUGGACAAGUAGCGUAUUUCAGUAUGGGCAUUUUUUAGCAUAUUUAAUGGUUAACAAAUUAACAGCAGCCAAUUGUAUAAAACUGGUUAAUAAUACUUGGGUUAGCCAAAAUGGUUUUUGAUUGGCCAAUAUUUUUUCAAUAAUUAAUAUUAACCAAUAAAAUCAUUUAUAUGUGUAAAAUGGAAAAAUAUAACCUUUUGACAACUCCAAUCCCAGUUUUAUACCAUUGGCUGUAGCUCUCGUUACUCAAUUGUGUAGGCAAGGCAGGUCAGUAAUAGGACAAAUAGGGUGGAAUUUGACGUAAUAUGUGUAGUAGGCUUUUUGCUAAUGCUUUUAAACUCCAGGCAUGAUCUGUCAAUAUUAUGAAAUAAUUGAUUGUGAUUUUAUUUGAACACAAAUUGUAUUAAACAUGUACACAGUUAUAAGCUAUUACUGUUGUACUUUAUUUUUAAAUGCAACUUUAUAAUGUAAAAAAGCAUUUUAGAAUUUUUGAUAAUUUUAGAGUGUUUCUUCUUAUACCAACAUUUGAUAUGCAGAUUUAUACUGAUGUUUUGCUUGUUCAAAUGAUAUUAACUUAGAAGGGAGCUAUUUUUCUUUCUUUUUUUCAAUGAACAUUUGAAGAUAUCCUUUACAACAGUAGAUCUGUAAGAAUAUAUAUGUGUGCGGCAUGCUGCUAAAAUCAAUCUUGUUGACUUAAUGUAAUGAAGACAAAAUUUUGUUAUUUGCAAGUUUGUUUGUGUUCCAACAUUUAACCAAUAUUUACGUGAGUAGUUCUGUUAAUUAGGUAUGAUACUUUUACUUAGAAUAAAAUUAAAUUAGCACUCUUCUGGAAGUUCCAAACAGGCUCCAAGAAAUAAGUUAAAACAGCUGAAUCGGUUAACCUUCAUCACGAUAUCCUUGUAGAGUUAAAUUAGUGAUAAGCAUAUGGAUGGUGCCAAUUAAAUAAUUAAUUGAUUGCAUGACAUAAAUGCUAAUAAUUUACAUAUCUUAUCAUUCAAAUGUUUGAAUUUCAUUAUGUAACUUAUAAGUAAUUUUUUUUCCACAAGACGACCAGUCUCCGAAUGCAGCUCAUAUAUAAAAAAAAUUACUGUUAGAAUAUUUUUUUUAUGAAUGCUCAGUCAUUUCAAAUUGAUAAGCAGCAUUUUCUAUUUUAAAAAAUAAAGUUUUGCUAUUGCUUAUAAGAUAUUAUUUUUUAAUUUAAAACAGCCAGUUAAAAAUUUGGAUGUUAAAGGCUUUUGCAGAGCUAAAAUAUAGACUGAUAUUGUAUUUACUCAAAUGUUUUGUUUCAUUAUGGUGCAACAUUAAUUUUGACCAUCACGGUAUUAAAAAUAUACUUAAGAUUAUGAAAUGUCAAAUAUUUAUCUGUGAACUAAUUGCAAUAUGAGUUUGAUAGAGACAUCGGUGGAAACAUCCCUGUACUCAUUUAUGCUAGAACACUUCAUCUCGUAAUGUGCGACAACUGACUUGUAAAAUCUAUUUCUUACUGAAAGCAACCUGUUGAAAAGCUCAAUGUUUAAAAGUUUCAACAAAACUUUUCAAUAGUAAAACUCCUUUUUUAAACUCUUAAACUUUGGGCUGAUUGUUCAGAUCUUGUUAAUGUUAACAACCUGAUUAUCAGCAUUGUUGUUAACAAUUAAAUGUGAAAUAUUAAAUCAUGUGCUUAUAUGUUUAAAUCAUAACAACUAAAGCUGAAAAUGUCUCCACUCCAAAUCACUCGUGUAAGAAUACAGAGGAUAACAAGUGUAUCCAUUAAACUUCCUUCAUAGCAACAACAACGCUGGUGUUAACAACGCUGUAAACAAAGUUCUGAACAAUCGCCUCUGUCUUUACCGAACAGAUUAAUCAAACUGGAACUUUGUCAGUUAUCACACAAUAUGUAUUAAGUGUCAACGUAAUUAGUACCAUGGGUAGUGAUGAUAGAAAAGGUGAAUAGUUAUAUAAUGUGCAAUAUGUAUAAAUGUGUUUCUAGUACAUGAUGUCAUGGGGCUUGUAUGUUAAAUUGUCUAUUAAACACGAGUUAUUAAAAUGGUUUCACGUAUUCAAAAUUAAAUCACCGAAAUUAGUCCUGAUUAAUUAAGCUUUCCUUGCCAAUGAUCAGUUGCGAUUUGUUAAGUCAUGUUAUUAUUACAUAAUGACUAUGGGAAUUUUGUCCUCUGUUAAGAAACAAAUGAUAGCUAUAUUUGUAGACCUUAUGUACGGCUGACAAUUGACAGCCAGCUAACAGUUGGCAGCCAAUUACCUUUCUUACCAUUUUGUAUUGACAAGAUUAUCCUUGGUCAGUGAUUAUCACACAUGCCAUUACCUCCAAUGAUAAAGGUUCAAGGACAUAAGGGGCACUACAAUAUCAAGCCCUUACCUUAGUUACAUAUCGAGGGCUUAGCGCAACACUAUUUAUACGUCUUUUUUCUUGAUUGAGUUACAAAUGUCUUUUACUAAGCCCGCAAUAUGUAUAUUUAAACUGAUUGUUACAUCUUUAUUUGUGCUAUUUCAGUUUAUUUAUAGACAAAGCUUCUUAAGCUUAUGUUGGUCAUUUAUGAGUGAAAUUGUGUAAAUCUUAGAUAUCAAUUGUAUACUAUGUAGAAUAGUGAAUGAAAUCAUUGAUGUAUUUGUAUAUAUGGCGUGGAAUAGCCCAACAAUGGUUAUUUCUUGUAAUUAAUAAUGUGAGCACAUGCAUUGUUCCAUAGAUUAUAAUUAUGUGUAAAUGAAACACAUUUCUGGUUAUCGUGCUGUCAAGAUUUUUUAUAUUUGAUUUUUUUUUCAAAAAUAUACCGAGAUCUUGUUGGUCAACAUUUGAUAUGGUUGUUCAGAAAACAAACAUGAUUUUUUUCAAUCAAUGUUUACUUAUUUGAAGAAGCCGUGAAGAUCAUAAGUGGGGUUUGCAAGAUAAAAUUUGAUCUUUUAUUCGAAUAGGAUCAAAUAUUUUAUUAUUUUUUUCCUCCAUUUUUAGACAUUGUGUGUAUUUAAUUAUCCCUCUGUAGUAUACACAUUACCAGUGAAUUCAGAAUUAUGCCUUGUUAUGCUGCACAAAUGGAGUGACACAUUUUAAAAUUAAAACCUUAAAAUACCUUCAUGGUUAUUUACCAGUCCUUUCCUGCGAAGCAUAUUUGACAUGAUGCAGAAAGUGACAAUUUCAAAAACACAGUUCUGUCCAUCACUGUGCAGUUAUAUCAUUUGUUCACCAACAAGUCGUCUGUUCUAGGCUUUAGAUGUGGUCACGUAUCUUUGUUGUUAGAACUUAUCUUAAAUCGGCACAAUCUUUUAUCUAUUUUUUUCUUUCUCCAGUGAAUAAGUUUGGUGUUGUGAUAUAUCUUUUAUUUUUUUGGAUAAAAGUUUGUGGUUUCUACGUGUUAUUAGGGAACACUUGAUCAAGAAGAGUACAACGAACAGGUUUAAGAUCAAGAACUUAGGUGAAGGAAGUGCCACAAUCUGAAUUCAAGUUUUACUUGUCAAACUAAAAAAACUUUGCCGAAACAGGGGUUGCUUUCAAAAACCAGUCUAAAUCUAUCUUUAAGUUUAAGAGUGGAAUUUCAGUGUUUUGAUUGGUCUGUAAAAAGAACUACACAAAAGACUUAAUGGAAUCACUGAGGCGUGUCUAAGUAUAAGUAUAAGAAUUAUAUUGAUUACUGCCCCUGAAUGGUAUUUUUUCAGUUUCGAAAUAUUUCUUUUUACUGCAAAGAAGAAUCAAUUACUGUAAGUAAGCAUAUGAUUUGUGCAUUGAUAUGAUGGCCAAGUUGUUCAUAUUCUUUUGACAAAACUUCUCCUAUGAGCAAGGAAUAUUUUUGAAAAACAAUAGUUCAAUAGUGUUAUUUGUAAUAGACAAGUUGAAAAUAUAGAUCAAGAUAAAUCAAUUAAAGAAUCAAAUUAUAGAAAAUGUGUUUUAAUAAUUCAUUGCCAUAAUAUUAUAGACAAACUGUUCUUUUGUUUGUAGAAUAAGUUUAUGUAAUAGAUUACUGAUAUUAGAUAGGAUUCUAAGAAAGCGCUGCUUUUGAUAAUGUUUAGGAUGAAAAGGGAAAUCAGUUUUAUUUGAUGAUGUUAUACACCAUUUUGGAAUUCCUUGAUGGCUCAGUUGUUUACACUAACAUAUUCAUUAAGCAUCUUGGUGGAAAAUUUUAACUUGGUGAGAAAAUAUGUUGUUGUUUUUCUAAGUUGAAUAUGAAAAAACUAACAACAUUUUGGCACAAAAAUAUGAAGAAAGCAGUCGAAGGGGUUGAAAUAAUAAUGCAUAUGAAUACUUUCAUAAAAAAUUGAUUGUUAUUAAAAUAUUGAUUGUAAAAAGUUGACUUGUUUCUAAAAAGCUUUAUGAAUGUGACCCAGCGAGUCAUUUUAUUAAGAUUCUAGGAGCACUUUUGCUCCAAGCAGAUUUCAACAAAGUUUUUGUCUCUUCUAGGAAUUAGAACUCUUCUGGGAUCUUUGGUAAAUUGUUCUCUAAAGGCUUAAGCAUUAUGUACGUAAUCUUUUAAACAGUGAGUAAAUUCACUUUGCAUUAUUAUUAAAUAAUAAUUUCAUAAUUGAAACCUUACUGGUUUUACUGUACGGUAAAUGAAUUGUUGAACACUUCCUUCUUGUUGUGACCAUUUUCCUGGGCUGGUAUUUAUAAAACAUCUAAGCCAUUUCUAAACUCCAGUCGAUUUCCAAACAGUUUCUCAAUCAGAUUUAAGGAAAAGUACAAGUGAUUUUAACAUAAAAGUAUGUAUAUAAAAAUCAUUUUAUUUUAGUCUUAUUAAGCUAGGAUACCAUUUGACCAGUGAGAUACUUAACUUAGGAAAAUGACUUUUAUAUGACUUAAGAUGUUUAAUUUAUACCAGCCAUGUAAUUUAUUUAUUGUGUUGAAAAAGGCAGAAAGUGCAUUCUCUAAAAUCAAUCCACAACAUGAGAAUAAUAAAAUGUACAUUACAUCAAACAUUACCUGUCUGUUACUAGCUGUUAUGUACAUGUACACCAUACAUUUCUCCUUAAAUAUACUACUCCAUUUUCAACAUCAACAUUUUAUUUUCUGUUCUUAUUUUCACUGUUUAUUCUUAGUUCAAUACAUAGUUUACUUGAUCUGAAAUCAAGGUUGUUGGGUAAACAUGUAUUUUAGAUUCUCUUUUAAAGAUGUUUAUCAAGUCUUAUCCCCUUAUUCCUGAGAUAUUCUUAGAUUUUAAAGCAUAAGGUUUUACUCCAUUCCGUUACUGUGUACUUUUAUAGGAAUUUACAAAUUUGCCCACGCAUUUUGAGUUUGUAAUGUUUUAUGUGGUUAUAAAUAUAUAUGUGAAUACUGUGGUGGUUGUCUAACCUGGCAAGUAAACCAUGAUUAAAAUGU
Messenger RNA from Mya arenaria, 7163 nucleotides. RefSeq names its product SPRY domain-containing SOCS box protein 1-like. The transcript is spliced from 3 exons. The coding region runs from base 273 to 1109 and encodes 278 amino acids. Gene Ontology annotation, molecular function: protein binding. Gene Ontology annotation, biological process: intracellular signal transduction; proteasome-mediated ubiquitin-dependent protein catabolic process. The record is from RefSeq and is a predicted model, not a curated record. Gene Ontology annotation, cellular component: SCF ubiquitin ligase complex. NCBI's taxonomy places the organism in Eukaryota, Metazoa, Mollusca, Bivalvia, Myida, Myidae.